AAAACCAGGAAGUGACAUUCGGCUGAGGCUCGCUCAUGUGCAUGUGUGGAUUAAACACGUUGGUUUCUAACGGUUUUAUAACUUCAUCAUUUUUAUCAUAUCACGCAUGUCGGAAUUGAAAUAAACAAAACUUUUUGGGCUCUAUUAAAUUAGAAAGCCAGACUCUUCGUUUUUUCCCUGCAUGUUCUUGCGAAACUAGUCCCUAUCUAUCAAGGUCAAGAGUUGCUUGACGUAAGACCUAUAAACUGCGUAUGAAAGGAACAGUAAAUCGCUUUUUAUAAAUGGCCGGUUUAAUUAAUUUUGAGGACGAAAAGGAGGUCAAGCAGUUUUUGGAUAAUUUGGGAGUGGAGUACAGUUAUCAAUGUUACCGGGAGAAAGACCCUGAAGGUUGUCAGAGAUUAGCAGAUUAUCUAGAGGGUGUUAAAAAGAACUAUGAGUCCACCGCCCAGGUUCUCAAGCAUAACUGCGAGGUGAAUGCACAUGGAGAGAGCUGCUAUAAACUUGGGUCUUACCAUGUCACCGGCAAAGGCGAUGUGGCAGAGUGUUUAAAGACGGCAUACUCGUGUUUUAUGAAGGCGUGUAACACCAAUGGAAAGAAGUCAGUGGAUGCCUGCCACAAUGUAGCUCUGCUCGCCCAUGACGGGAGAGCCAUGGAAGGGGGAACAGAUGCACUGACGGCUCGUCGGUAUUAUGAAAAGGCAUGUGAUGGAGGUUUUGCACCCAGCUGUUUCAACCUGAGUGCCCUAUUAAUCGAGGGAUCUCAAGGAGUAGACAAAAACAUGUCAUUGGCCUUAAAGUACGCUCUGCAGUCCUGUGAGUUGGGCCACGUUUGGGGUUGCUCCAAUGCCAGCCGCAUGUACAAACUGGGUGAUGGGACAGAGAAGGAUGAUCAGAAAGCGGAGGAACUUAAGAACAGGGCUAAAGAACUCCACGGACAGCAGAAGGAAAGGCAGCUGAAAUUUGGGGAGUGAGACAACUAUUCAGUGUGGACUAUGAAUAAAGGAGACCUGAUUUUUGCAUCAGAAAAUAUGGAUCAAGAGCUGUGUAUUGGUUCUUGAUGAAACAGUGAUUGUGCCAUUACACUGUUAAGUUUUUUUCCAAAUGUAUUUAUAGCUGAUAUAAAAGCAGAUACAGUAAUGUUAUUAAAUAAUUUCUUUGAUACUGUGUUGUCAGAACUGUGAUUCUUGUACCAUACUUAUCUGGUUGUCCAGUGCAUAUGGAGACUGCUGUUCACACAAGCAAACAGAAACAGUUGCCACCACAUUCUACAAGUGGAAGAGAACGUGUUGCAGUCGGUAUAGAGAUAUCAGUGGUGGUUAAUAAAAUAAUACUGAGACAUGAUGCCUUCUGUGAAUUUAGCCAGUGGUUGGCUGCAUAAAUUGCUGAAACUAGUUAGUCAAUUACAUUUUUUUCUUCAAUUCUAGUCAUAACUAUUUUAAAUAGGGUAGCUUGGUGUAAUUUUAAUCGCUAGUUGUCUGACUAUUAAAACGGUUUUAACGGCUAAUGGCCACAAGAGGGGAGCAUAUCCACAAAAGUGAAUAUAAUACAAGCAUACUUGGGGGUUACCUGGAACUGGUGGUCUCUUACUGUGGUCAAUAGACGGAACUAUACUACAUAUAACAAAAGACUAGUGUUUAGAAAAAGGUGUUACGAAAAAGUAAUGUCAAGAGUUCAGUUGCUCAGAGCAUUUGUGCCCUUAGAAAAUUAAUCAUGCUUUUAUUGUAGUAAAAGUGUAGUAAUCGUGUUUUUU
Molecule: messenger RNA, 1750 nt
Organism: Triplophysa rosa
Lineage: Eukaryota; Metazoa; Chordata; Actinopteri; Cypriniformes; Nemacheilidae
Product: cytochrome c oxidase assembly factor 7
Exons: 3
Coding region: 282-971 (229 amino acids)
Cellular component (GO): mitochondrial intermembrane space
Molecular function (GO): protein binding
Source: RefSeq, a predicted model, not a curated record